AUGUCAAUGGCGGAACUCAUGAAGGACGACAGUAUGAUUGUCAACGACAGUUUCGCUGAAGACUGUUCAAAAUUUGCUGAAACUGUGGAAGCUGACGUUGUCAUCUUCUUAGAUCUAUUCCGGAAGACGUUCCAGGCGAGUCAUAACUUCAAGCGCACUGGCUUGCUAGACGUAAUGGCAGGCCAAUCUGUUCACAUCGGCGCAUACAUUUUAAUCUUCUGCGGUGUAUGCCUCAUUCUAUCAAAUGAAUAUCUCCCCACCCAGUUUCAUGGUAUCACAUCGCCUUCAGUUCUUUGGCCGAUCCUAACAAUUCCUACAUAUGUUUCUUUGCGUGCUUUCAGGCAUCUUGGCCGUCUCGAAAGAGCCACCGCCACAGUUUACCGAGAACUGUAUAUGUUCGUUGCGGCUAGGAUGGAGCUGGCUGGCUGGAUAAGGUCGUUGGCUGGAUUACGCGGUACUAGGCGGGAGUUUUGCCACUUGCUAUCAGCAGGCUCGAAACAUUCCAGAAGCAUGUGCUUCACUUCUGGACUGGAAGAUUUACUUAACACCUGCGACAGUCUCUGUGACGACGACAAGAUAUGGGAUGACUUACCUUCCUAUCCCACCCCAGCUGACUCAAAGUCAGGGUCUGUUUCGCCUCACCAGACCGCGCGCACUCACGAUCCUGCGGCUUCCCCAAUAGCCCAACAGCCCUCAUCCCGCCCCGAAAGUGUUAAGGGGUCCUUGGAUGACCGCGCCAUGAGGGCUGGCCCUAGUAGCAAUCAGACCGUUUCUGGCACCAUGAAAGCACUGAGCUCUUCAUAUGUCGAAGGAAGUCGGCCUCCGGACAAUUCUAAAUCCGAGUCCGGCUCCGAUUCACCUAUUCAGCAUGCCGCGACGGAAGCUACGCCGCUCCUUAUACCGAGGAACCUCGCACGCUCUCCUUGAUAAUGGCAGUCUCUGUACUGGACAUUCGCCGUUGCUCAUAGACUUUCGGGAGUAUCUUCGCCUUGCGGAAUUCUCUGCACACUUACCAUCCAAGUCACCGUAUAUACUUGAAAAGCUCCUGAACUGGCUUUGUCAGUCUACAACUAUCUAGAUUCUGCAUUCUCAAUCUCUCUUUGGCAUAGUGUCGGCUAGCGAAAAGGACUCUUUGAACUUCCGCUACUUGUUGUAGAAAUUGCGUUCGAGUCAACAAUUGCCUGUAUUUUUCUG
Molecule: messenger RNA, 1194 nt
Organism: Desarmillaria tabescens
Lineage: Eukaryota; Fungi; Basidiomycota; Agaricomycetes; Agaricales; Physalacriaceae
Exons: 5
Coding region: 1-927 (308 amino acids)
Source: RefSeq, a predicted model, not a curated record